AACAAAACCCGAAUGAAAUGAAUCUCUGUGAACAGUGAAGCUGAGAGGAGUAACAGGAAAAGCAAACAACGCUUCGUGUCAUGUUCUGACUGAAAGACCUUUUGCAGUAAAACAGACCUUUGCAUUAAAUCCCUUUGAUUUAGAUCUAGAUUCUACAUCUAAAUCUUGGGAGAUCUAGAUCUAGAUCUUGUUUUUAACUUGUUCAGCUACCAAUUGUUACAAUCAUGGCAGGCAGCAAGCGUCCUGACACAAGCAAUGUCUUAACUGGGGAAACCAAGAAGAAGUUGGAUGCCGUGUUCCAACCAAUUGCCCUUACAGAUGAUGUGAUAAAAAGAAUAAUGGCGGUCUACCAGGAACAAAUGCGACUCGCUAAUAGUACGGACGAAAAAGUCCGAAAGACAUCUGACCAUUUGAUGAUGAAUACUUUUAUUAGAGAACUUUUGGAUGGCACAGAGCAAGGAGUCUACCUAGGACUGGAUUUGGGAGGAACAAACUUCCGAGUUGUGGUGGUGAAGUUCACAGAUGGCGUGGCUGACACGAAAACCAAGUACUACCGUCUGCCUGAUGCAGUCCUCAGUGGACUGUCAGCUGGGGUGUUUGAUUUUAUAGCGGAGAGCAUUGAGGACUGUCUGAAGCUAGAGGGCUUGAGUGACUCUAAGGAGAAAAUUCCACUUGGGUUUACUUUCUCGUUUCCAUCGAUUCAAAUUUCUUUGAAGAAGAGUACGCUGGUGACGUGGACGAAGACGUUCAAGUGUCCGGACGGUGUCGGGGAGGACUCGGUGGCCAUGCUGGAGGCAGCCAUUGAGCGGAAGUGUCCGGGUCUCCCCGUGGACAUUGUGGUUGUCAUGAGCGACACGGUCAGCACGCUGAUGGCGGGAAACUACCUGGACAAGCGAUGCCGUAUCGGCCUCAUUCUGGGUACUGGCAGCAAUGCUGCUUUUGUGGAGAACAUAGAGGAGAUUGAAAAGUGGACCGGGGACUAUCAAGACCCCAAACACGUUAUUGUGAAUGUGGAGUGUGGCUCCACGGGAGACAACGGCUGUUUAGACUUCUGCCGCUCGAAGUACGAGAAAGAGUUGGACCAGCACUCAAACCACCCUGGCUCAUUUACGUUUGAAAAGUCUGUGGCUGGCUUGUACCUCGGAGAGCUGGCCCGUCUGGUUCUUGUUCAGCUGGUCCAAGAGGGUGUUCUGUUUGGGGGAAAGCAAGUGGAUCUAGUGGAAAGACGCUGGGCGCUGACUGCAUCCCACAUCACCGCUAUAGAGAGUGACGAAGGUCAGACAACUACAAGGACGAAAAAAGUCCUGGAGGAAUUUGGGCUGGACUCAAUUGCGACAGACAAGGAUGUUGCUAUUGUGCGGGAAGUGUGUGACUUCAUGUCCCGAAGAGCAGCUCACACUAUUGCAGCUGCCAUGGCUGUACUUGUGAAUCAUGUCGGUCGACCUGAAGUGACGAUAGCAAUAGAUGGCUCUCUCUAUGAGAGGCACCCAAAGUACCAUGACAGCAUGAUGGAAAUCUUUGAAAAGUACAGUCCAAACACAAAGGUGACCUUGAUUCUAGCCAAGGACGGCAGCGGUCAGGGGGGAGCCUUUGCCGCGGUGUCUGCCCUCAAGCAGAACGCCAAGGGAAUACGCUGCGCCUAGCUGGACCCCUAGCUUCUUCUAGUCAUAGAUCCUUUCUGUGGAGACGUAAUGUGGUGGGAGUAGUCAUCUUGUUGCCGGAAGGCAGUUUAUAACCCUCCAGGAUCAAGUGUGCUAUAUCUGGCACUUUAAAUGAAUUAAGAUGUGAAAAUAGUUAAACAUUGAUGGACCAUAAUUCAGUGUGUUCUGUAUUGGACAAGACUUUGCUGUCUAAAAACAGAUCCCUUGCAAAUCUGUUAAAAACAAGAGCAAGAUCGAUCUGUUUGAUAUAUUUCCAUGUACCAUUUCAAAUUUUAUGUUUAAAAAAAAAAAAUCGCUAUAACCAAAACUAAUUUCAGGUUCUAGAGGGUUCAAGCACAGACCAAAAAUUUAGGAGUUAUAUAUUUGACUGUGUUGGAAGGCACCACUGGUAGGUCCUACUAUUUUUCUUUACCGUACCUCCAUUGUUUCUGUCUUUCUUCUUCCCUGCAAUGUAUGAUCCCAUCAAGUAUGUGCUUCUCUUUACUUAAACUCAAAUCUCAAUACCGUCAGUCCUGUGUAAGACGGCCACACAUUGUCAAAGAGAAAAGUGGCCGUAUAAGACAGGUGGCUGUCAUACACAGGAUUGACCAAAAGGAAAAAAACAAAGCAUUUACCUCUGAGGUCCCAGCUGGAGGUGGUCGCAGCUGAGUGCUGCCGAAAGGCUCAUUAAAAUGUUCUUGGGUUGUUUUUGUUUUUUUUGUUGGGACUUUUAUUAUUAUUUUUUAAAUUAUGGUUCUGUGAAAGGUCAAUAUAAAACAAAAACCGUGUCAGACAAGAAAGGCCAAGUGCCACCACUUGGCGAACGAGCAACACGUCUGUCAAGAGUUUGUUUUGACUUCAAUUGUUAUGGACUGGGUGGGAUUACAGACUGAGUUGUGGACGGGGCUUAUAGGUUAUGACGGAUCACACACUUCCUUUACCAGCAGCUGAAAAUUUAUUGUUACCCAUUGGUCAACUUGGGUAAACAUUGAGAACGGCCUAAGCAGCAUGACCCUCUCAUCCAUUGGAGGAACUGACAAUAACGACGGGUGAAUGAAUUAUGACAGCUUUUCCACAGUGUCAAUAGAAAAUGCAUAAUUUUUUACAAAGCCUGGCUGUCUCAGACAGGUAAAUUUGCCUGUGGGUUGAUAAAAUAGGGUGGCCACGGCAACGCUGGACAGGUUCUCGUUUUACACAGUUAAAAUUAUAUGGAAAAAACGCAAGGGGAGAAAUGGAAAGUGGCUGUUUGUGCAGGUGGCCGUAUUUUACACUUACAGGUGGCUGUCAUGGCAGGUUCAACUGAUUUGACAACAAAUUGUCCAUGAACCACCAAGUCCAAAAUUGUGGUAAGAUUGCAUAUUUUUAGAGAUCUGAAAAAAUUGCACAAAUGGCACCUUUUUUAGCCAAACAUCUCUUAAGACACUGAUGUCAUCAUUUGUAUUAUCUCAUACAACAUUGACUAUUGCAACUCAAUCCUCAUAACCAUACUGAGAGAACUAAUGAAUAAAGUGGAAAGACUCCAGAACUAAGAACUCAAAAGGCUUCUAACACUAGAACACACAACAGUAUUGCUUUUACAGCUCCCUGUAAAAAAUCAUAUUGAUUAUAGUAGAGUUGCAAUAAUGUGCUAAAGUUUUUAAACGAUCUGGCUCCACAAUAUCUUUCCCAUUUGCUACAGGAGUAGACUAUACUCCUUCUCGAAAUUUACGCUUUAUUAAAGUAAAAGACAACUUAAGGCUGUGCUUUGUAAAAUUUGUAGAAUUGAACAUCUUGACAACUGCUCCAUUAUUGUAGAUUUCCGUCCCAUUGCAUAUUUUAGAGCGGAGACUACUUUGGACACAUUUAAAACUGAUCUAAAAACACAGUUUUAUUUAUCGAAAUCCUAUUUUAAUACUGAGGGUUGAUUCUUCUUUCAACUGCAAGUGUGAGUGCUCUUUUGUCAGUUUACUGGUGGAUGUAUUUGAAAUAAUUGUUGUUUGUUGAAUGAGCCAGUAUACAGGAAAUGAGUAAUUAUAUUAGCUGUUGAAUUAUUUUUUAAAAAUUUUAUUGUGAAGUGCCUAGAGCCAUCACAGAUCCUAUAGAAAUGAUCUUUAUUAUUAUUAUUAUUAUUAUUAUUAUUAUUAUUAUUAUUAUUAUUAUUAUUAUUAUCAUCAUCAUAGAACAGUUGUUGUUUUUGUUAAUGUGACCAUGCUCUUCUUAUUGGUGUUAUUACUGACACAACUCUUUGUUGGGUUUUUGCUAGUAAUACUUAAAUUUAUAUGCUAGCAAUUUUGGUAGUUUACAAUUACCAAUUGGUUUAGUUGAGAGCGGAUUUUUGUUUUUUGUCUGUUGUUGUUUUUUAAUAAAAUUUGAAUUUAUUUAUUCAUUGUUAUAAGCAAUUUGUUGGUGCCGGUGAUGCUAUUGUUGUCUGUUAUUAGCUAGCGCUGUGGUGAGGUGUGCUCCUUUUUUCCCAUCAUACAUAAUCUAUUGUCCGUACUUCUCUUUCUUGUUUUCUUUGUACGUUAGUCUUUCAUAACACCUCUUAUUUGGUACUUAUAUUAGUCAUUAAGUUAUACGACCUAUUCCAAACUACAGUUGAAAUUGUCUAAGACAGUCACCAAAUUUUUUUUUCCCGAAAAGUGGCCAUCUUAAACAGAUGGAUGACUUGCACAAUGUCAAAUGUUUCAAUAAAUAAUGUUUUAAAAAAAUGCAGGGGAAAAUAGAAAGUGGCCAUUUGUACAGGUGAUUGUCUUGUACAAGCAGCCAUUAGAGCAGGCUCAACCGUACUGUGUUGCAAAUGCCAUGAAAUUCUUGAAGACUUCUUGUUUUUGUUUUUCAUUGCCUUUUGUUAUGAAUUUGUCGUGAGUCCGUGAAAUCUCUCUAUAAAAUAUAUAAUGAUAUAUCUUUAUUGACACAACAUUUAUGUUUUCUAAUCACCCCAAACUCUGGGGUAUUUUUUAUGCCCUUUUGGGGUCUAAUUUCAACUAUAUUAUUCUUUUCAAAAACUUAUGGAUGGAUGUAGAAAGGACACUGAGGACAUUAGGAAUGUGAUUAAUUAGUUGUUGAAGCGUUGUAUCAUUCGUUAAGCUCUACUCUUCUUCGCUAGGGUGUUAUUGGAUAAAAAUAAUUAUUGCUUUGUGUUUUAUGGGAACAGACACAAACUGCUGAGUUAUUGAAGGAGAGCUCUGUCUUUGGUUAUUUAUUUAAUUGUCAUCCUUUGAUUGUAGUGCAAUUUAAUAGUUCUUAUGUGUUCAACAGCAAUAAACAUUUUUUUUUCUUCAAAAUGGCAAACUAUAGCAAAAGUAUCACCUUGAUGUUCAGUCGACUAAGGAUGAGUUGAUGUCCGGGGAGUGAAAAAAAGAUCAACUCCUCUAAAAUUCAACCUAUUAUCUGUUGGGACCUGUUAAGAAGAAGAGGUGCUGGAACCCAAUAAAAAGAUCAACUUUACCGAAGAUCAGCUCGAGCGAGUAAGCGGAGUCAACUGUAUUGUCUUUAUUGGGUCUUGGAAUAUCUAAAAUUCAGCCCUAUGACAAAAAUCAUGUGGGAAGAAUCUGAGUAUUUAUGGUUUCUCUGUCUUUUCAAUAACUUAGAUCAUGUACAGUUGACUCAGUCGAUACGGUUGAUCUCAUUUCAAUUUUUGAAAUGUAGUUCCUGUUAAGUCAAGAACUGUAUUGGUUUGGUUGCUGGUUCAGAAGAAAUGUUGUUGUUUUUUUCUUCUUUAAUUUUUUUGUGUAUUUUUUUCUUCUUUUGUCCAGUCCAUACUGUGAAAAUAGUGUUUGAGAAAUUCCUAAAUGAAUGUGUGUUCAAGCCUUACUCAGUUGCUGAAAAAAAUACACUUGGCAUUUAGCUGAGGAGCAAUUUUUUUUUUCCAACUUUAAUUCGGUGCUCCCUUUUAUGUUUAAUGCAUGGGCUAAAUUAUUAUAAAUCUCUGCUGUUCUCUGUCAUCUUACAAUCAUGACCAUUGCUGGUAAAUAUGUCUAUACUUUUUUCAUGAACUUACUUUUUUUCUUCUUAAUAACACUUUAAUUUUCUAAUUUUAUGAGUUGUUAUCUAAAUUGAUCUGGAACUUUGUGCCAUGCAUUCUGAUCAAAUCGUUGGAUUUUUGGGGUGUUUUACUAUUAAUAUUAUGAUUCAUUUAAUGCCUUUUUGGUUCUUUUUGUUACGUUUUCUGAUUCAUUUUGGAAUUUAGAGUUUGCAUGUACUGGUACUCACUUGUUAUCAUAAUGAGGUGGCCUUAUUCUUUUCCUUUUCUACAGAACUAGCCUUGGGGUUUUUCCUAUGACAACUGAUAGAUUGUAUGAUUGCAAUGUCUUCACAGGUUUCUCUUUUGUUGUAGUUUCUGUAUUGUAUUGUCUGUAUGGACUUAUGACUUUGUGAGCUAGUAUAGGUAUAUAUUCGUGAGGCCAAUAAAUAUUUAUUUGUUUAUAUGUGGCUGGACAGACAUGA
This is a messenger RNA of Aplysia californica (California sea hare), 6065 nucleotides long. Its product is annotated as hexokinase HKDC1. Lineage: Eukaryota; Metazoa; Mollusca; Gastropoda; Aplysiida; Aplysiidae. Gene Ontology annotation, biological process: intracellular glucose homeostasis; glycolytic process; glucose 6-phosphate metabolic process. The coding region runs from base 225 to 1643 and encodes 472 amino acids. Gene Ontology annotation, molecular function: mannokinase activity; fructokinase activity; glucokinase activity. Gene Ontology annotation, cellular component: mitochondrion; cytosol. The record is from RefSeq and is a predicted model, not a curated record. The transcript is spliced from 13 exons.